Rhodamnia argentea is the source of this 861-nucleotide messenger RNA. RefSeq names its product protein Dr1 homolog. Bases 202 to 672 code for a protein of 156 amino acids. NCBI's taxonomy places the organism in Eukaryota, Viridiplantae, Streptophyta, Magnoliopsida, Myrtales, Myrtaceae. Gene Ontology annotation, molecular function: protein heterodimerization activity. The transcript is spliced from 6 exons. The record is from RefSeq and is a predicted model, not a curated record.
UUCUUCUCCUCGAUAGAGAUUUGAUUUUGAUCGUGUGUGUUGAUCCGUGCCACGCCCCUUGACGCCGUCUCGCGCAUCGAUUUGGUCGGUGGUUCUGGUUCGACAGCGUGAAGAUCAGUCGCUCGAUACUGCUUCCCGUUCGGCUUCAAUCACUAGGUGAGUAGGGUUUGGUUGUUCGCGUGUCCGUUUGAAGUUCGAAAGAUGGACCCGAUGGAUAUAGUAGGCAAAUCGAAGGAGGAUGCUUCGCUCCCCAAAGCAACUAUGACAAAAAUUAUAAAGGAAAUGCUACCACCUGAUGUUCGUGUUGCACGAGAUGCUCAAGAUCUAUUAAUCGAGUGUUGUGUAGAGUUCAUAAACCUUGUGUCAUCUGAAUCCAAUGAAGUUUGUAAUCGAGAGGAGAAAAGAACGAUUGCUCCCGAGCAUGUACUCAAGGCAUUAGAGGUUCUUGGAUUUGGGGAGUACAUUGAAGAGGUUUAUGCAGCCUAUGAACAGCACAAGCACGAGACAAUGCAGGAUUCUCUUAAAGGUGGUAAAUGGAGUAAUGGAGCCGAGAUGACCGAAGAAGCACUACUAGCAGAACAGCAAAGGAUGUUUGCUGAGGCGCGCGCCAGGAUGAAUGGUGGGGCCGCGGUGCCUAAACAAACAGAUGUAGACUCUAAUGUGGAGAGCUAAUUUUAGGACCUUGAUUUCCUUAAACCAUAGGCAAGCAUCUCUAACUCUUCUAUAUGUGCUUCUGAUCUCCUCUUAUUUUGUACAGAGCCAGUUGGGAGGUAGUCUGGCCUUUGUUGAUAUCAUUAUACAUUUCGAGCUUGUAUUUUAUGUAUGGAUGUUUUCCUAAUGUAAUUAGCGAGAGCUCUUACC